UGUCACCAAAUAAAACUACAACUACCAGAAUGCAACGCUUCCGUGCGUCGCUUUUUACGUAAUGGACAGCUCCCCGGAUGCGGCUGUGAUUGACUAGACCAAGCAAAAAGAGAUCGAAAGCCAAGUGGCGGUGCUGCAGCCCCAGUGGUCGUAGGCAGGAUGCAGACCAUAAAGUGUGUGGUGGUAGGCGAUGGGGCAGUUGGGAAAACCUGCCUACUCAUCUCUUACACCACCAAUGCCUUUCCUGAAGAGUAUAUUCCCACAGUGUUCGACAACUACAGCGCUCAGAUGAGCGUAGACGGUCGCACUGUCAGCCUUAACUUGUGGGACACUGCAGGCCAGGAGGAGUAUGACCGCCUUCGCACACUCUCCUAUCCCCAAACCAACGUUUUCAUCAUCUGCUUUUCCAUCGGCAGCCCCUCCUCCCACGCCAACGUCAGGCAUAAGUGGCACCCUGAAGUGUCUCAUCACUGCCCAAAUGUCCCCAUCUUGCUGGUGGGCACCAAGAGGGACCUGAGGGGUGAUGCAGAAACAGUGAAGAAGCUGAAGGAGCAGGGCCUGGCCCCUACCACCCAGCAGCAGGGGAAUGCCCUGGCCAAGCAGAUAGGGGCUGUUAAAUACAUGGAGUGUUCUGCUCUGCUGCAGGAUGGCGUCAGGGAGGUGUUCGCUGAAGCUGUGAGAGCAGUGUUGUAUCCAGUCACGAAAAAGAACCCCAAGAAGUGUGUGCUGUUGUAAUAAACAGUUCCUAAAUUUGGACUGUAGAGAAGGAUGAUGGAGAUCCACAGAUGCAAAGGAAGGCUGAGGAACGAAGGUCGUCAUCUGGCUGCUACUAUUCCACCUUUUAGCAAUUCAGACUUUGUUUUCAGCUCCUCUGCUACUCCUCCUUUCCUUAAUCAUCUCCCGGAGGAUUUCACUCCGUUGCCAUCUUCACCAAAGUGACUGUGUCAAAAAGGCAGCAACUGACCGUGUCUCCUCUAUUUUCCUUGCAUUUUAACUUUGAUAUUUACCUUUUCCAAUUUUACAUCUUUCCUAGAUUUAUAGCUUGCCUUUAUCUGCUUUGCCUUAUACAAUGCUGAUCAUGGUUGACAAAAGCCAUAACAACAUCGAAAACCAAGCUACCCUGUUCGACUGGAGAGAAGAGAUCUGCCUUUGUUCAGGUGGAGAAAUAAUGACUACCUCAUACUCUCACCAAGGUUGCAUCUCAUGAGUAUCAAGCAGCGUCACCAUCAAGAUGGUUUGACUUGCCUAUUUAGAUGUAAUGAACCGCCAAGUAGAGGGUAAACAAGUUUUAAUUUCAAGUAGCUUGGGUCCAGAGGAGGUGUAAUGACUCCCGGACGAAUGCCAGUACCCCAUACUCAAUCUGCACAGAUAAGAGGUUAAACUGUCGAGCUGCGGCCUCCUCCCAUAGUGCUCAUUCUGGCAUGUUAGAGCUGUCUGGCAGGCUGCCCUUCCAGCCUCUUUCACUGCUCUCUCACUGCAACGCAUGGAGGAGUCAGUGGGCCUUUGAAGAUUAGCUGGUCCCAUUAAAAGCAGCCGACCAUUUGCCCCUCUUCACUAAUAGUGGAGCAGGUGUCACAAGGCCUCAGCCAAAUUAACCCUCACUGGUACAGGAUUCCUCAAAGCUGACAUAUCAGGAAGUGGAGUUGUGGUACAGCUCUCCUCUGUCUACGUCUUACUGAACGCCAUUUAAACAUGCCUAAGAAUGACUUUGACUUUGACAUGAUGGGGUCAAAGAGACUGUAUUUUUUCUAAUAAUAUUGAAUUUACUCUGUAAAUGAUUUUUUUUUUCCUUAAAUGUUUUUAACCCACGAGUGCGGUUAUGGCCAAAGUUGAAUAUAUUUUUUGUAAUAGCUCAUGUUUAUUUUUGAUCAGUAAAAUGUUUGUCUGUAAUAAGUAAUACUCAGAUUUGAUAAAACCACAACUCAACAAUGCCCCACUUGUCACUUACAUUGUUGCCUUACAUUUCAGAUCAGCAAUUUAUGACCACUGUAGAACUAAUACAGCAUAGCAUAUGAUACCAGAACAUGUUUCACCUGUACACUUCUAUUCCUUUAAUCUAGGUUGUGAAAGAUAAUUUCAUUUUGGAUAGAGCGUUGUGUAGUAGCUGCCCGGUCAGUUUGUCUGUGCAACAAUUCACAAUACGGAAGGAGCCUUUAAUUUGGUCAGGUGCCUUAUCUAAACCAAAGACCAUGGCUGUGCUCCCCAAAGGUUAUUUUUUAAUGAUGCAAAUACCACCAAGACCUUUUGAAAUGCAGGUCGAACCAACUCGGGGUUUCAUUUUUGUAGUUUUUCAGAAGCUCUCUGCCUUCGUUUCUGCCAGUAAGCGCACACACACACACACACACACACACACACACACACACACACACAAACACACAAACACACAAACACACAAAGCUCCUGCAGCCCUCUGAGAAAGUCACAGGUGCUAAACUGACAUCUUCUGCCACACAUCUAUGUGCGUUUGUGAAAAGGAGCAGAUGAAGCGCAGUGGCCCACAGCUCUUAACUGAGUGUGGUUUACAUCCUUGCGUUGCAUGCUGCAGUGAGGGAUCAGGCACAAGCACAACUUGCACACACAGUUAGCAAGAGCUGCAUUUGUGGAAAGUGCCUUGUCGCAUCUGAAGAUUUUUAUACAUUUUAUAAAAUAUUUUUUAGUAACGACUGGUUGCAAAUUUGUGCUUACAGCCGCCAGUAAUACCAGCAACCCUUUUACUAUAGUUAUUUUCAUGUACUCAACCUCGAGCGGAGUGUAUUAUAAGACAACCUAGAUGUGGCCUGUGUAAAGUUUAGAAGAACCGAAACGCAACACGAGCAGGAGAAUUUUUUAACAACAGUGAUGUGGUUUGAGAUCUGCCAAAGGAUGUGAGAAUUUCUGCGAUCGGUGUGUGUGGAGGGUUGAAUGUAAGUGCAUAACAUGUCAAACUGUCAACUGUGGUGAGUUAGUAUUUUUGCCGUGUCCUGAUUUCACUCAGAUAAUGCUGUUGAAGUGGAACAUACACCUGUGGGCUCUCUUGUCUGUGUCCCGGAGCUGUAUGCUACCGUGUGCGUGGUACUACGCUUUUACACUGGGAACUUGAUUUGUAGAAAUCUGUUUGUAAUUGUUUUAUAUAUAACAAAAGCAUAUUUGUAUAAAUGAACUAACAGUGAGAUGAUUUUAAAUUAUGCCAAAUAAAAAUGGUGGUUAAACCAGGCACUGUUUGAUGACA
Messenger RNA from Notolabrus celidotus (New Zealand spotty), 3208 nucleotides. It is a transcript of the gene rhogd, whose product is annotated as ras homolog gene family, member Gd. Bases 160 to 735 code for a protein of 191 amino acids. Gene Ontology annotation, molecular function: GTP binding; GTPase activity; protein kinase binding. Lineage: Eukaryota; Metazoa; Chordata; Actinopteri; Labriformes; Labridae. The record is from RefSeq and is a predicted model, not a curated record. Gene Ontology annotation, biological process: regulation of actin cytoskeleton organization; cortical cytoskeleton organization; regulation of cell shape. Gene Ontology annotation, cellular component: plasma membrane; cytoskeleton; cell projection. The transcript is spliced from 2 exons.